Molecule: messenger RNA, 453 nt
Organism: Macroventuria anomochaeta
Lineage: Eukaryota; Fungi; Ascomycota; Dothideomycetes; Pleosporales; Didymellaceae
Exons: 2
Coding region: 1-453 (150 amino acids)
Source: RefSeq, a predicted model, not a curated record
AUGGGCUGGAUAACCCGCUACGGAAAAUGGCAAGACGACUUCGCUCCGCCCGCCCCGAGACCCAUCCGCUUCAAGCACAUCGUCGCCGGCCUCAUCUUCCUCGCCCUCUUGGGCGCAUGCAUAGCCUUCUUCUCGCUCACAGUCAUCUUCGUGCCGAAGCCCCAGCUCACUGAGUACAUGCCGAAGGGUGUGUUCUGCGCGACAUGCGAGGAGAUCUGGUACCAUAACCGCAAUUUGUUCGAUCGAGAGGAUAUGCUGUGCUAUGGGCCGCCUACGCAUGACCGUAUGACUAGGAUAAAAGAGGAGGUCAUGUUUAGUGAGGAGAAGAGGUGCUGGGCGCUCAAGAAGGGGCAUGAUGAGUGGAUGCGCCCGCUUCAAGUGACUGAUGAGGAGACGAAGAAGUGGGAAAGGAGGGCGCAGACGAUUGUGCUGAGAGGUGGACACUGGCCUUGA